UUGCCAGAAAGAUGUCCCGACUCUUAGUAACUUGUUUCUUCAUUGGCAUUUGCAAGAGUUCUCUUUGCCAAGUAGCGCUUGGCACAGGAUUUGGAAACAAUCUUGCAUUUAGCAACGGACUGGCAGCCAAUGGAAUCGCAAAUAAUUUAGCUUACGGAAACGGGUUGGGCUUCAAUAACGGCUUAGCUAAUCCCAUUGGCAGUGUUAUUGCUGGUAAUGCGAUAGCAGCUACAGCUAAUGCCGCUGCUGCGAAUGCUAUCGCUGGCAACAAUGCUGCCGCAAUCAAUGCUGCUGUCGAAAACGCUGCUGUGGGCGUAAACGGCUUAUCACUUGCUGGCUUGCCGAUAUCUGGAGUAUCCCCACUCGGUUAUGGCGAUGUAGCUGUAGGAGGGGAGCUGCCAGUAGGUGGUGCUACAGCUGUGGCUGGCAAUGUGCCUGUGAUCGGUUUUGUAACCUUCGAGGGUACUGUGCCAGCUGGGGGCAUGGUGAGUGUGGCCAGCAAUUGUGGGUGCAACGGUCAAACCGUCUAUUAAUGUGUUCAUCUGUGAUUUGAUAUAGCUCUUUAUUUAUUUAGUAAAAUAUUUAAUUUAAUAAA
This is a messenger RNA of Nymphalis io (European peacock), 595 nucleotides long. RefSeq lists its product as uncharacterized. Lineage: Eukaryota; Metazoa; Arthropoda; Insecta; Lepidoptera; Nymphalidae. The transcript is spliced from 3 exons. The coding region runs from base 12 to 533 and encodes 173 amino acids. The record is from RefSeq and is a predicted model, not a curated record.